Molecule: messenger RNA, 843 nt
Organism: Lodderomyces oxycetoniae
Lineage: Eukaryota; Fungi; Ascomycota; Pichiomycetes; Serinales; Debaryomycetaceae
Gene: FGR34
Product: Fgr34p
Exons: 2
Coding region: 1-843 (280 amino acids)
Source: RefSeq, a predicted model, not a curated record
AUGACUAUUCUACAUGCUCUUUCCAUUGAACAAGACUCUACUGAAAGGUGGUCUCCUUACAAUGAUAUACACUUAACCACAACUGAGUGUAUAAUUGUUGACGAUGAAAAACACGAGCCAUACAUAUUGCUAAGUCCUAGUGGAGUUGGUAAAAUAAGCUCCAAAUAUGGUACUCUGUUACAACAAACACAAGUACAAUAUGAAGAAGAGAUAGAUUUUUCAUCUUCCUCUUCUCAGCAAGACGAUGUGAUGAGAAGGUUGAUUUCUACUUCAAAGAGGCUCUUUGUCUUUUUAUUCAAAGUCGGUAUUGGCGCGUAUAUGCUAGGAUUUGGGCCCAACCAGCACCUUAAAGAAAACUGGAUCAAGUACUUGAUACUCUUUAUCGUUGGAUUUCAUUCCUAUGUCGUUUUUGUGCCUAAUAUUCCCUUGAUCAGGUUUGGUUAUCCUAGUGCAGUACAAGAGAAAGUGGUUAAGAUAGUGGUGAAUCGCACUCGAGAUUUUGAGUACAUUACAAGUGGUAAACCAAAUUGGUACAUGGUGCUAUAUAGUAACCUCGAGAAUACAGUAAAGGACUUGAUGGUUUACACAUUGACAUUCUUGCCUUCAGUGCAGUUGAAGUUAUAUGAUGAAAUGGAGAAACAGAAGAAUUGCGAAAUUGAAGAGUUCACCGAGAUGGUGACGCGGCUUUAUUAUAUGGUUCCAAGUCCGUAUAGGAAUAUUGAGAGUGCACUUGAGGCGAUCAAUGACGAAGAGGACCCCGAAGUGCCAGAUGCUGAAAUAAGAGAAAGGAAGUUUAACUUGUUGGCAGAAUACUUUCAAUUGCUUCUGGAGUAUAAUAGUUAG